Messenger RNA from Medicago truncatula (barrel medic), 2579 nucleotides. Its product is annotated as putative receptor protein kinase ZmPK1. Gene Ontology annotation, molecular function: protein serine/threonine kinase activity; ATP binding. The record is from RefSeq and is a predicted model, not a curated record. The transcript is spliced from 2 exons. The coding region runs from base 57 to 2438 and encodes 793 amino acids. Lineage: Eukaryota; Viridiplantae; Streptophyta; Magnoliopsida; Fabales; Fabaceae. Gene Ontology annotation, biological process: protein phosphorylation; recognition of pollen.
CAUCUCUUAUAAUGGCACUCACAUUGCAAUUGCAAGAACAAUAAUUAACUAAUAACAUGGUUUUCAAAAUUUCACAUAUUUUCCUAAUCUUCUUUCUAUUUCCCUUCCAAUGUUCAUCUCAUUUAUCAUCUUUGAAAAAAGGCUCUUCUCUCUCAGUAGAGAAACAUGCAGAAGAUGUAAUUGUUUCUUCAAAGGGAACUUUCUCUGCUGGAUUCUAUCAGGUUGGCAAUAACAGCUUUUCAUUCGCCAUAUGGUUCACAGAGAUGCAGAAUCAAACUCCCAACCCCGCCAAUAUUGUUUGGAUGGCAAACCGUGAACAACCUGUGAAUGGUAAGCUCUCAAAGCUUUUCCUCUUAAACAAUGGUAACAUCCUCUUGCUUGAUGCGGGUCAACACUACACUUGGUCUUCAAACACGGCAUCAGAUGCUCCGUUAGAGUUGUAUCUCAAAGAAGAUGGUAAUCUUGUGUUACGUGAGCUUCAAGGAAGUACCAUUUUGUGGCAAAGCUAUGAUUUCCCAACCAAUACUCUCCUUCCUAAUCAACCACUCACUAGAUACACAAAACUUGUUUCUUCAAGAAGCCAGAGUAAUCAUUCUUCUGGCUUCUAUAAGUGUUUCUUUGAUGAUAACAAUAUCAUUCGUCUCGAUUAUGAUGGUCCUGAUGUUUCAAGCACAUAUUGGCCACCACCUUGGUUGUUAAGUUGGGAAGCUGGAAGGUUCAAUUACAAUAGUAGUAGAAUUGCUUUCUUAGAUUCUCUUGGAAAGUUCAUUUCAUCUGAUAAUUACACUUUUUCCACAUAUGAUUAUGGCAUGGUUAUGCAAAGAAGGUUGAGCAUGGAUUCUGACGGUAAUAUUCGUGUUUACAGUCGAAAAAACUUGUCAAAAAAUUGGUAUGUUUCAUGGCAAGUCGUACAUGAUCCUUGCACCAUACAUGGAAUUUGUGGCGCAAACAGCUCUUGCAUCUAUGAUCCUAAUAUGGGUAAAAAAUGCUCUUGUUUGCCAGGAUAUAAAGUGAAGAACCAUAGUGAUUGGUCUUAUGGUUGUGAACCUCUGUUUGAUUUUACUUGCAAUAGAAGUGAAUCUACUUUUUUAAAAUUGCAAGGUUUUGAGCUCUUUGGUUAUGACAAUAAUUUUGUUCAAAACAGUACCUACAAAAUUUGUGAGACUUCAUGUUUACAAGAUUGUAACUGUAAGGGAUUUCAAUACACAUAUGCAGAGGACAAAGGCAUCUUCCAAUGCUUUACAAAGAUACAAUUGCUGAAUGGGAGGUAUUCACCAAGUUUUCAAGGAAUAACUUACUUGAGACUCCCAAAAGGUAAUAACUUCUACAAACAAGAAUCUAUGAGUGUAAAAGAUCAUGUUUCUUUGGUCCAUCUUCACAAAGACUAUGCUAGAAAACAAACAAGUCAUUUGUUCAGAUUGUUCUUGUGGCUUACAAUUGUAGUUGGUGGUUUAGAAUUAGUUUGUUUCUUAAUGGUUUGUGGUUUUUUAAUUAAGACCAGGAAAAAUUCUAGUGCAAAUCAACAUAGCUAUCAUCUUACAUUAUUAGGAUUCAGAAGAUACACUUACUCCGAGUUGAAGGUAGCGACAAAAAAUUUCAGUAACGAGAUUGGAAGAGGUGGAGGAGGAGUUGUAUAUAGAGGUACAUUGCCGGAUCAAAGAGAUGCAGCAAUAAAGAGAUUGAAUGAAGCUAAACAAGGAGAAGGAGAGUUUCUUGCUGAAGUAAGCAUCAUUGAAAAGCUUAACCACAUGAAUUUGAUUGAAAUGUGGGGAUAUUGUGUUGAAGGUAAGCAUAGAAUUUUGGUAUAUGAGUACAUGGAAAAUGGUUCUUUAGCGGAAAAUCUUUCAUCCAAAACCAACACACUUGAUUGGACUAAAAGGUAUGAUAUUGCUUUAGGAACAGCUAGAGUUUUAGCAUAUCUACAUGAAGAAUGUUUGGAAUGGAUUUUGCAUUGUGAUAUAAAGCCUCAAAAUAUACUUCUUGAUUCUAACUUUCAGCCCAAGUUAGCCGAUUUUGGAUUGUCUAAGCUACAAAAUCGAAACAAUCUCGAUAAUAGUUCAGGAUUCUCAAUGAUUAGAGGAACACGAGGAUAUAUGGCACCUGAGUGGAUUUUCAAUUUACCAAUAACAUCUAAAGUGGAUGUUUAUAGUUACGGGGUUGUCGUGUUAGAGAUGAUAACCGGAAAGAGUCCAACAAUGAUGAAUAUAGAAGGAGUUGAUGGAGAAGGGACAUAUAAUGGAAGGUUGAUAACUUGGGUAAGAGAGAAAAAGAGGAGUACAUGUUGGGUUGAACAAAUCUUGGAUCCUGCAAUAGGGAAUAAUUAUGAUUUAAGUAAGAUGGAAAUUUUGGUUAGAGUUGCUUUGGAUUGUGUUGAAGAAGAUAGGGAUAUUAGGCCUACUAUGAGUCAGGUUGUUGAGAUGCUUCAAAGCUGUGAAUGAUGUUGAGAUUUAUUCAUUAGUCUCUUGGUCUUGACAAAUAUAUUUAAAACUUAGAUAAUUGAUGAACCCAUUGGUUUAUCUUUGUAAAUUUAGAUGAAAGUAAAUUUAAAAUUUAUAUUUUUAACAUGUUAAGUUUUAUUC